CAAGAAAAGAAGAAGAAGAAGAAGAAGAAGAAGAAGAAGAAGAAGACCCCGGAAGUAAAUAAACGUCACGUGUUGGUGCGUGUGAAAAUGUCUACCUGCGCCGCAGCGAAGAGACCACAAACGGUGUCUUCUCAGCCCGAGGAGAAGGUGGACUGGAAGAGAAGGAAAGCAGAGGUAAAGGAAUCUAAGAAGCAAAGGAAAGAGGCCAAGUUGAUCAAUCAGUUGGAAAAGCAGAAACAGCAAGAGGCUGAAGAAAAAGCAAAACUUGAAAAGGGCCAGAACACAAAGGGUCGGGCGUACACGGUGAGCGUGGCCCUGCCUGGUUCUGUCCUGGACAACGCUCAGUCCACUGAGCUCCGUACAUACCUGGCGGGACAGAUCGCCCGGGCCUGUGUCGUGUUCUGCGUUGACGAGAUCGUUGUGUUUGAUGAACAAGGGGAAGAUGUUAAGAGUGUUGAAGGGGAAUUUAAUGGUGUUGGGAAGAAAGGACACGCUUGUAUUCAGCUCGCCAGAAUACUGCAGUAUCUUGAAUGUCCACAAUACCUGCGCAAGUGGUUUUUCCCGAAACAUCAAGACUUACAGUAUGCAGGUUUGCUGAACCCCUUAGACAGUCCUCACCAUAUGAGGAUAGACGAGGAGUCAGAUUACCGGGAAGGAAUCGUCCUUGACCGGCCGACCAAACAAGGUCAAGGGUCAUUAGUCAACUGUGGAAUGAGAAAGGAUGUUCGGAUUGAUAAACAGCUGCAGUCUGGACUUCGAGUCACAGUACAGCUCAAUGAGACGCAAAAGCAAGAGAGCAGAAUUUAUAAAGGUGUGGUGGUAGCGCCUCAUGUGCCCAGGACUGAAGGAGGCCUCUAUUGGGGUUACACUGUCCGCCUGGCUUCUUGUCUCAGCGCAGUUUUCACGGAAAGUCCCUACAAAGAAGGAUACGACCUGACUGUUGGCACAUCGGAGAAAGGCAGCAACAUGGACCAAACCACACUGACGCCUUUCAAGCAUCUUCUGGUCGUGUUCGGGGGGCUUCAGGGUUUGGAGGCCAGUGUAGAUGCCGACCAAAACCUGGAUGUGACCGACCCCAGUGUUUUGUUUGACAUUUACCUGGACACAUGCCCCGGUCAGGGCAGCAGGACCAUUCGCACAGAGGAGGCCAUCUUAAUCUCCAUGGCAGGCCUGAGACAGAAGAUCACCACUGCCUUUUCAGAGGUUUCCACUGGUUCGUCUAGUAACUAGUGAUGCAGAAGAGUAAAUGAAGAUGUGUUGUUUUUAAGCACAGUCCACUUGUGAAACUGCCAUUAUCUCAAAUCUCAUAUCCUGCACUGAGCGCCGUCGGUGCUAGAUACAUGUCACAUUUCUCUUUUUGCUGAUCUCAUUCUGUAUUUUUCUAAAUGAUCCAACAACUUGUACAUAUUUAAAUACAAAUACCAUCCUCGA
This is a messenger RNA of Scophthalmus maximus (turbot), 1431 nucleotides long. RefSeq names its product SPOUT domain containing methyltransferase 1 (gene spout1). Gene Ontology annotation, biological process: miRNA processing; maintenance of centrosome location. Lineage: Eukaryota; Metazoa; Chordata; Actinopteri; Pleuronectiformes; Scophthalmidae. The transcript has 12 exons. Gene Ontology annotation, molecular function: miRNA binding. The record is from RefSeq and is a predicted model, not a curated record. Gene Ontology annotation, cellular component: kinetochore; mitotic spindle; spindle pole centrosome. The coding region runs from base 88 to 1230 and encodes 380 amino acids.